CUUGAGCAUCAACUGAUGCCUACAGCUUUCAAUGCAGUUCUAACCACAAGCCCCAACCUCUUCAGCAUCCUGUCUUUCGGCCGGAAAGACAAUACCAUGUUCGCCUCCAGGAUAUUGCUCCCACGAGGGGUGCGGCGAGGCAGCUACUCUUCUCAAUCUCGAUUGCGGCCCAACCCUCGCAUUCAUUGUCACUCCCAAUUCCAGUAUGAAACACCACGCCGGCAGCCGUUAACAUUCAAAGAGCGCCUCGAUGCUUAUCUUUUUCUCUCUUUUACCGCUCAGUUCAUCAUCUUUUUUGCAUACGAGCCGCUGAGAGAUUACGGCCUCUUCGACACCAUGGCCCAAUCGACCGUCUUCCGUCUGCUGCCUUUGAAGAAAGUGAAACCCUGUCCAAACUCCCCAAGCGACACUCCCUACCAGCCCAUCACCCGAGCAAAAGAAAUCCGGCUGCUCGUCCUCGAGCCCGGUGAGCCGGGCGACGAAGUGAGAUGCCGCCUAGUCAAUGUUCAGCUAAGCUGGCGUACCAAAUACGAAGCCCUGUCAUAUGUAUGGGGUAGUUCUACCGUGACCCGCCCGCUGCGCUGUUCCGGCCACGCUAUACCCGUCACUGUCAGCCUCUACGACGCCCUGAACGACUUGCGGUAUCGCGACCGCGAACGGCUUCUCUGGGUGGACGCCGUCUGCAUCAACCAGGUCGACAACGACGAGAAGGCCACGCAAAUUAUGCUCAUGGGAGAGAUCUACUCGCGGGCGAGACAGGUACUCAUCUACCUUGGCAAAACGGACCCGAGCGUCGAGGACGCUCUGAAACACAUCCGCUUCCUCGACUGGAAGUUCAUGCCCCUUCACAUCCAGGGCUACUGUUCAAGGCUCGCGUCCCUAGGCGCGUUAGGCAAUGCCCUCAUCGACAUGCUUCCAAAUAUGAAGCCGAUCCCUGAAAACGACAGGUUCAACUGGGAUCCGGUCAUCGCCUUGCUACAGCGCCCGUGGUUCCAGCGUACUUGGAUUAUCCAGGAGGCCAUCCUCGCCAAACGCGCCCAGGUCAUCUGCGGCGACGAGGCCGUGUCGUGGGCAAUGUUCGAGCGGGUCGUGGUCGCCAUGAACAUGUACUUAGGCAAGGUCGGACCGAUCAGGGACUACCACCUAAUCGACUUCGCCGUCCGAGGCGUGCACAUGAUGCGCGCGGCGCGGCGGGAUCGCUAUCGCCACAUCCUGAUGCCCGAAAUGUGGCUUAUGAGCUGGCUGGUGACGGGGUCGCGGGUGCGUCGGCAGGAGUACACCAAGCUGCUGGACUUGGUUACCGAUAGUAGAGGAUUUCAGUGUACCAACCCGCGCGACAAGAUCUUUGGCAUGCUUGGCGUGACAGCCGAGGAUACCUCUCGAAGCGGAUACGUCACACCAGACUAUAAGAUUUCGACCGGGGAUGUGUUCCGGAACUUUGUGCUCUGGGAGAUUUUCAACAAUAGAAGCCUGAGAGUUCUUGGUUGUAGUUCGGAUAAAGCUGGCGGCGAGCUGGGGGAUGCGUUUCCUUCUUGGGUACCUGACUUUACGAGACUCGAUCCACAUCACGGUCUGACGCGGUGGGAAAACCGUGCGAGUUUCCACGCGAGUGGUAAGAGCUCCGCUCAGGCACGGGUGUCCGAAGACGGCACUGUGUUGUAUCUGAGGGGCAGGGCCAUUGACAGAAUCCACACGGUUGGGGAGAAGACCGUUGCCGUGCCCGACGUAGACGACCGGCGGAAAGUACAGAAGGCGAACUGGUACGAGCCAUUUGAAACCAACAAGGGAAUGAUCGAAGAGGCAAGGGACAUCUGGCUAACGGCAAUGGAUCGAUGGACUAGAGGGGGCCGUCAUAUCCUGGCGGGGGGCAACUUGGAUACCAAGAAAGGGGAAUAUGAGACAGGUAUCCCGGUUGACUGGGUUCCUGCGCGGUGGGAGUCAUUCGUACGAACUAUGGUCUGCAACCGAACAGACUUCGGCCAGGAAGCUACGGGGCCAUUCCUGUGCUUGGUAGCAGCAUACGUCCGCCUCGUUCUUGACGGUCCAAAACUGGAUCCGUCCUUCGUAAGGCGCUGGCGAGGCCCCGUCGGAGACGUGGCUGAGGCGGUCAUUCGGACUGCGCAGUCGCGUCGCUUCGCGUCCACCGAGAUGGGACUGGUGGGCUAUGUUCCAAUGAGGGCAAAGAAGGGGGACUUGAUUGUCGUCUUCUACGGCGCUAGCGUACCCUAUAUCAUAAGGAUGGCGACAAGCGGGAGAUGGUAUCUGGUGGGUGAAUGUUAUAUGCAUGGACUCAUGUCUGGCGAGGGUAUGAGAAUAGAGGAGGAAGCAGAAAGAGAAUUUGCCAUAGCGUAACGUAGAGAACUGUGAGAUUGGGCUCCCAGUUGGGG
Molecule: messenger RNA, 2387 nt
Organism: Canariomyces notabilis
Lineage: Eukaryota; Fungi; Ascomycota; Sordariomycetes; Sordariales; Chaetomiaceae
Product: HET-domain-containing protein
Exons: 1
Coding region: 97-2352 (751 amino acids)
Source: RefSeq, a predicted model, not a curated record